This is a messenger RNA of Acipenser ruthenus (sterlet), 2013 nucleotides long. RefSeq names its product solute carrier family 52, riboflavin transporter, member 3-B (gene slc52a3-2b). Gene Ontology annotation, biological process: riboflavin transport. The record is from RefSeq and is a predicted model, not a curated record. Gene Ontology annotation, cellular component: plasma membrane. Gene Ontology annotation, molecular function: riboflavin transmembrane transporter activity. NCBI's taxonomy places the organism in Eukaryota, Metazoa, Chordata, Actinopteri, Acipenseriformes, Acipenseridae. Bases 357 to 1715 code for a protein of 452 amino acids. The transcript has 4 exons.
UGCAGAGUCACCCUCUUACACACAGCCAGGAACAGCCGGUAUAGGAAAGCACAUGGAUCCCUGCUUAAAGCACCUCAGAAGACGGGUCCAGUACAUGACUCGCAUUCUGCCCACACUGUGAGGUGAACAUAAUACAGGGUCAGCGUAUAGGCUUCAGAGAGAUUGCUUCAUUCAAACUGAAUGAUGUAACAAUGACAAGGCAGACAUUUUAAGCAGCUGACACAUCGCUUAGAGAGGAAGAGAGCGAGUAGAGAGCUACUGUGGAAAUUCCUGGCAAUUCCUGGCUACUGUAGAUACUCUUCCAACCAGUGGCGUCUUGUCGUUGCUUGAAAGGAUUUGGACCUCACUGAUUAGCCAUGGCACUGCUAACACACACCUUAUCCUGCCUCUUUGGGAUCGGGUCCUGGGUGGCCAUCAACGGGAUGUGGGUAGAGCUGCCCUUGAUUGUGCCUGACAUCCCAGAGGGGUGGUACCUGCCUUCUUACCUUACUGUGCUCAUCCAGAUGGCCAACAUUGGGCCUCUGUUUGUCACCUUAAUGCACCGUUUCCAUCCAGGCAAGCUAAGUGAGGUUGCGGUCAUUUAUACCAUCAUUGGCGUAGGCAUUCUUGCCAGUUUCCUCCUGGCUUUCUUCUGGAAGGAGACCCUGGUUGUUGCUGGCAGCUCCCGAAGUGUGGCUCUCCUGGUUCUAACGUUCUUCCUCUCCACCGUGGACUGCACGUCCUCUGUGACGUUUCUCCCUUUCAUGAUGCGUCUCAAACCCCAGUACAUGACCACGUACUUCAUCGGCGAGGGACUCAGUGGAUUAGUACCGGGGUUAGUGGCCCUGGUUCAAGGCGUGGGAAUGGUGAAAUGCAUCAACCAGACACAAACAAUAAAUGGCAGCUUUGGCAACUCGACCGCAAGCUUGGAGCUGCAGGCUUGGUACCAACCUGCCAUGUUUUCUGCUCAAGUCUUUUUCUUUUUCCUCAGUGUGAUGAUGGUGGUGUGCUUAGGGGCCUUCCUGCUUCUCAACUACCACCCAAAUGUUCGCCGGGAACAUAAAUCCAGCAGAUACAUUGAGGGAGGCAUUCAUGACGAAAAUGGGGAGCUGAGUCCUAGAGAAAACAGUCAGCCUGAGCAGAAGCCCAUGAUUAGCCCUCUGGAAAGCCAACAGCCUGCAGCGCAGAGCUCGUUUGGUUCUGGGAAGUACAGCUGGCCCGAGUGUCUAUUUCUCUUUGUGGUGCUUGGCUGGGCAAAUGCACUGACCAAUGCUGUCCUCCCUGCAGUCCAGUCCUACUCCUGUCUACCCUAUGGAAACAAUGCCUACCACAUGUCAGCCACCCUUGGUGCUGUAGCCAAUCCUGUGGCUUGCUUCAUCGCCAUGUUCCUGCCAAACAGGUCGUUCCUGCUGCUGGGAGUCCUGACCCUGGCUGGCACUGGCUUCGGAUCCUAUAUCAUGACUACAGCGGUACUGAGUCCGUGCCCGUUUCUCAUUCAUUACAGCACAGGGGCCAUGUUGAUAGUCAUGGCAUGGGUGCUCUUUGUUCUGUCGCUCUCCUAUGUCAAGGUGAUGAUCGGGGUGAUCUUACGGGACGAGGGACACAGCGCCCUCGUAUGGUGUGGAGCUGUAGUUCAGUUGGGUUCCAUGCUGGGUGCUCUGACCAUGUUCCCCUUGGUUAGUGUGUUUGGUUUGUUCAAAUCUGGGGACUCUUGCAACACAAAGUGUCCUAUUUGAAUUGCUUGAUUAUUUGGUCUAUUUGAGAAGUAUUGCUGCUGUAAAAGAGGUUACCUAAGUUUGCAAUGGAGCCUCACUAAUGCAAGGAGAAGACACAUGUAGAAUAUGGAAGACACAGAGUCUAAAGCCUGACAAAAUAUUAGUGAAGUCAAUGCUCUUGUUACCCAGUGUUAAUAAUAUACCAUCUUACGUUCCAAAGCUUUGUAUUUGCAAGUUUUUUCAGGCACCAAGUAUCUCUCUCUCUCUCUCUCUCUCUCUCUCUCUCUCUCUCUCUCUCUCUCUCUCUCUCUCUCUCUCU